ACGGGCGGCUAGGUCGCAGAGGAUCAUCGUUGGGAUCAACGACUAUCACCUGUUCUACAAGAUGAGUAACAGCCACCCUCUUCGCCCCUUUACUGCAGUGGGGGAAAUUGAUCACGUGCACAUUUUGUCUGAACAUAUUGGUGCCUUGCUGAUUGGGGAAGAAUAUGGCGACGUCACAUUCGUUGUGGAAAAGAAACGUUUUCCUGCCCACAGGGUAAUUUUAGCAGCGAGGUGCCAAUAUUUUCGAGCAUUACUGUAUGGUGGGAUGCGAGAAUCUCAGCCCGAAGCAGAAAUCCCUCUCCAAGACACCACCGCAGAAGCAUUCACCAUGCUGCUUAAAUACAUCUACACUGGGCGGGCAACACUGACAGAUGAGAAGGAGGAGGUGUUGCUGGACUUUCUGAGCCUGGCUCAUAAAUAUGGAUUUCCAGAGCUGGAGGAUUCUACCUCUGAGUAUCUCUGCACCAUACUUAACAUUCAGAAUGUCUGCAUGACUUUUGAUGUUGCCAGCCUCUACUCACUUCCCAAGUUAACUUGCAUGUGCUGCAUGUUUAUGGACAGAAAUGCUCAGGAGGUGCUCUCCAGUGAAGGCUUCCUCUCCCUUUCUAAGACAGCACUUUUAAACAUCGUAUUAAGAGAUUCAUUUGCAGCUCCCGAGAAAGAUAUUUUCCUAGCCUUGUUAAAUUGGUGUAAGCACAAUUCAAAGGAGAAUCAUGCUGAAAUCAUGCAGGCUGUGCGUUUGCCUCUGAUGAGCCUCACUGAACUUCUGAACGUUGUGAGGCCUUCAGGACUGUUGUCUCCCGAUGCCAUUCUGGAUGCUAUUAAAGUUCGAUCAGAGAGCCGGGAUAUGGACCUCAAUUACAGAGGCAUGCUCAUCCCAGAAGAAAAUAUUGCAACCAUGAAGUAUGGAGCCCAGGUUGUAAAAGGGGAGCUGAAGUCUGCCUUAUUAGAUGGCGAUACUCAAAACUAUGAUUUGGAUCAUGGAUUUUCCAGGCACCCAAUUGAUGAUGACUGCCGUUCUGGCAUUGAGAUUAAGCUAGGUCAACCAUCUAUCAUCAAUCACAUACGGAUACUCCUGUGGGACCGAGAUAGCCGGUCUUACUCAUACUUCAUUGAGGUGUCAAUGGAUGAACUUGAUUGGAUUAGAGUGAUUGACCAUUCGCAGUAUCUAUGUCGUUCUUGGCAAAAGUUGUAUUUUCCAGCCCGUGUCUGCAGGUAUAUUCGAAUAGUUGGGACUCACAACACAGUGAACAAGAUUUUUCACAUUGUGGCUUUUGAAUGUAUGUUUACAAACAAAACCUUCACUCUUGAGAAGGGGCUGAUAGUUCCCAUGGAGAACGUUGCAACAAUUGCGGAUUGCGCCAGUGUGAUUGAAGGAGUCAGUCGGAGCCGAAAUGCCUUGCUGAAUGGCGACACCAAGAAUUACGACUGGGAUUCCGGCUAUACGUGUCACCAGCUAGGAAGUGGUGCGAUUGUGGUUCAGCUGGCACAGCCGUACAUGAUCGGGUCAAUACGGUUACUACUUUGGGACUGUGAUGAUCGAAGCUACAGCUACUAUGUUGAGGUCUCCACCAACCAGCAACAGUGGACCAUGGUGGCCGACAGAACGAAAGUCUCCUGCAAGUCCUGGCAGUCUGUAACUUUUGAGAGACAGCCCGCCUCCUUCAUCCGAAUUGUGGGAACACACAACACAGCAAAUGAGGUGUUCCACUGCGUCCACUUUGAGUGUCCGGAGCAGCAGAGCAGCCAGAAGGAGGAAAGCAGCGAGGAGUCAGGGCCUGGGGAGCCCAGCCUGGCGGGUCCGCAGCUCGACCCCCACGCCCUGCAGGCCCCCGGGGGCAGCUCCCUGCCUUCCAGCCCCGGCUCUGCCUCUCGCUCGCCCAACCGGCAACACCAGUAAAGGGGGCGCGGACAUGGAGGCAUGCGGUGGGCCCCGAGGGCAGGGGCCAGGACUGGCAUCCUCCCAGGAGGGAUCUCUGUCGCCAGCCCCUCUCCCCUCCUGGGAGGAGCAGACGGCGCUGGCAGAACAGACACAGGACAGGCUUUCUCCCAAGGACAGAAAGGGGCCACUUUGUUCUCCUCUCAAUUUGUUCAAAUCAGGCUGGUCUCCAGGGGGAGAAAAUGGGUCUUCAAUCUUCAUCAAGUCCACCACUAACACCCUACCUCUCUAAUCUAACCCGGGCAAAGAGGCCACGGUGGACGGGCCGGUGUCGGAAUGCUGUGACGGCACCAAGCUCAGGAGAACCCAUCAGGCCUUUAUUACCUCCGGGCACCCUUUAGGAAGUGGGUUUCCGUAGAGUGUUUACUCUUCUGGAACACAUUGCCCUGGCAACUAAAUGAUUUUUUCUUUCUUUUAGUUAUUGUCCAUUUGCUGAAUCAUAGGUGUUCCAGAUCUUUUUGAAAUGCUCAAACAGCAAAUCACUUGUUUUAUUCCCUUUUGAUGCUGUAAUUUUCCUUCUUUAGUUUUGAACGGUUAGGCCUGGGGUGGAGCGGAGAAAGGCUGUGCACAGCUCCUGAAUGAGGCACAGAUGCAGCUCGUCAUGGCACCGGGGCUGACAAGGAAAAUCUUCUGAGGAAGUUCAAAAAAAUACACAAUGAGCAAAUCAAUCCGAGGACACUGGAGUUAAUAAUCACUCGAAUUCCUGAGUUAUUAACCUGUCAUUCCUGAAACGUACCCAGCCUUUAAGCUUGGGAGGCUGACAAGGAAAUGGUUAUUUUUGCUACCUGCUAAUUUCCUGUUCCUGAGUCUGUAAAUGUAUCUGUAAGUCCGCAGCAGCUUCCAGUAGGGCUGAGCCCGCCCCUGAAUCACCGCCAGUUAGCCGGGCCGUGGGGACAGUAGGCCCCUGGGCCGGCAAGUGUCAGCAGCACGCUCCUGGGGCUUUGCAGGGUGGUCAUGGCGGUUCAGUCUUCGCUGUGUUUCAUCCCCAGACCUGACUACUCGGCAAGGUUGAGAAGAAAAAGUAGUUCUAAGAAGCUUUUCUCCUCAUCCUCAUGGAGCCGAUCUCUGACUGCCGCGGCCUGAUGGGGCUGCGCUCCCUCUCCUUCCUUAGUGCUUUCCAGCCCGGCGCUAACUACCCUUUGUAACGUGCUCAGCCUGCUGUCUGGGGUUCGCUCACCUCCGGAGCCCCGCCAGGCUGAGCACCGCGGUCCCCUGGCCCCCCAGACGCAGGCCCAGGUCCUCUGCAUACCCUGUGACCCCCACUUGGAGGAGGGUGGGAUUACAGGGGGUUCCUUUUGGGGUCUUAACGCUCACUGGUUGCGGGUGGACACAGAGCCCCUCUAAGUAAAUGCUCUCGCCAGUGUAGCUUGGUCUUGAGUGAUCUCCCACUAUGGGAACAACAGCGGGGCAUCAAACCAUAGGAUUAAACCGGAAGGUGGGCUUUCUGUUUGAACAGGAGCAGAAGGAGAUAGUGGGGGAGGGAGGUGCAGGGUGAGGAGCCACAGCACCGCCCAUCAGCUCAGCUCACUCAUCUCACCCCUCCCCCACUGUGUGGGGCAAUUGGAACCCCUGAGGGGUGCCAGGCAUCUCCCAGGAGACGGGAGGCUCCCAUGACAGAUGGCAGUGCCACUCGCUCGCCAUGGGUGGCCACGCUGUAUGACUUGGCCACUGCCGUUGUCAGCAUCCAGGACGCGGUCACCAAUUAGCAGGAAGAAUUCCUGUCCACUCGGCACUUCCUUACACAGUGCAGUCAUUACCCAGCAGGGAACAGAAGGAGCCAAGAAGCCAGCGAGUGCAGAGUUCAGACGCCUGGAAAGUCUCCAUUCAAGGGUUUCUUUUUAAACUUUGAGGUCAUCUGUCCAGAGAUGGACAGAUCCCCUGGGCUUGGCUGGCACUGCUGACCUGGGAAGAGGUGAGUGGGCUGGUGAGGACCUGGAAGUUCCAGUCCUCUACCUCCAGACGGUUGGUCCCACGGGCCCACCGCACACGCCACCAGGCCAGGUCUGGCAGCAACGUGUCACAUCGAAGAGGCACAGGCCGAGAAGCUUCUGCACCAGACCCACAUGUGGGUGCCUCCCGGCCAGCAGCUGACUGCCUCUUCCUCUCCCCUGUGGAUCCGUUUCCUUGGCUCUCCUUGCACAUACUUGCCCUGAGGGCUGUCUCAGGGGAUGGGAGUUUGUCAGAUAAGGAAAGGAAGGGGAAGAUGAGGUGGUGGCACUGGCCUGCGGCAGCAGGGAGGACAGGGACAUGGCCUCCUUCCCACCCCACAGCUGUGGCCAUCAGGUCCCCGCACUCGUGUCUCCUGGGCCUGGCGGGAGGCCUCGCUUGCAUGGAGGCCCACUCUAGAUCCCAGGCAGACACCAAGGAAGCUCCGAGAAGCUGCUCUGGUCUACCUCCUGUUACCCGGCCAGUGGGCUCUGCCUUCCGUGAUGGGCCUUUUAAUUUGGGAAGCAGGGGAGGUGGGGGCUCUUUCUGCAAACCCAAACUGUGGGGCCCCAGACAGACACGGCUUUCCAGAACCCUGGCUGGUCCUGUGGAGGACUCCUCCCUGCUGCCAGCUAGACCAAAAUGGCCCCCACACUUGAAGAGACCAACAGAGCUAAAUGGGAGUGCAGGUAAGACAGGCCGGCCCACAGUCGGGUGGGGUCCCAGAUGCCUGCAGGGUCCUCGACCCAGCGGAGGGUGGAUGCUGUACCCCUGUGAAGUGUGAGGAAGGAGUCACAGCCGAGUCACGUGGGGCCGGGGCACAUGAGGGCCCCUGCCCUAUGCGGGUACAGACUGCGUGGUCUGAGGAAAGGUCAGGCGAAGCCUGGCCCUCUGUGGGGACCGAUAGCUGGGUGCUGGUGGCCUCUGGCCCAUUAUUGUGAUGCUUCUCAGUUACUGUGAACACCCUCGCAACCACCAUCCAGGUCAGGAAACAGAACACGGCCAGACCCCCUGCCCUUGCCUAAAGGCCAUGAUUUUGGGGAGAGUAAGAAUCCACUGCACUGGGGCUUUGGGGGAUAGCCUUCGCCUCCUGACAGCUGCUGGGAGGGCCGGCUGGGGUGACACUGGGCACCGCAGGUGGGGCCUGCGUCCACUGUCCGCGUGCCCACGGGGCUGGUGGCCUACUCGUCAGAUCCAGCACCGCCGAUCUGAAGCAGGGUAAUAGUAUGACAGGCGCGCCCACACGCACACACUUGUUUUCCCAUAUUCUCAGUGCUUUUUCCUGUUUCACUUCCGACUUUCGUUAGAACCAUGAGCUUUUGGUGGAUGUGGGACUCUUCUCAACUGCUCUUUAAAUUGUCACUUUUUAAUCUUAUUAAAUGAAGUGUCGAUUCCUGACAAAUACAUUAAAAGUGUUUUAUUCCUAGAAGAGUUAGGAAAAAUUAUUUUCAGCAAGAGUGGGAUGUGUUUGUUAGACUGAUUCCUU
Molecule: messenger RNA, 5351 nt
Organism: Enhydra lutris kenyoni (northern sea otter)
Lineage: Eukaryota; Metazoa; Chordata; Mammalia; Carnivora; Mustelidae
Product: BTB domain containing 9
Exons: 11
Coding region: 62-1900 (612 amino acids)
Biological process (GO): adult locomotory behavior; modulation of chemical synaptic transmission; circadian behavior
Molecular function (GO): protein binding
Source: RefSeq, a predicted model, not a curated record